UCGCGCGCGCAGGGGAGGCGGCCGUUGGCGUCGGCGCGAGCGGCGGCGGGAGUGGAGGGCUCGGGCUGGCCGAGCGGCAGCAGCCGCGGCUGCCGCUGUGGAGAAGGGCGCUUUGCUGCCCGACUUGGAAGUUAAUUAUUUGGUGUUUCCAAAGAUGAAGAGGAAACUUGUAAAAGUUGGGAAAUUGAGGCUUAGUCCUAAUGAAGAAACUAUGCUUCUGAAAGAAGAAUAUGAAAGAAGAAGAAAACUGAGGCUGCAGCAAGUUAGAGAGCAACAAAAGUACAUCGCCUUGCAAAUAAGACAGAAGGUAAAGCAGAGGAGAGAACAACAGCUGCAUCGCUUAGAGGAGGCACUGAGAGCUGAAUGGCAGAAGGCACAGGACCAAAAGAUGAAAGCCUUAGAAGAACUGUAUUUAUCAAGCUUAAGAGCGAUUGGUGAGGGUCACCGACAAGCCAAGGAGAACGAACCUGACUUAGAAGCUCUGGCAAAGCAAGCAGAGGAAAGGAAACAAAGAGCAGAAAAGAGACAUAAGAAAGCCCUGAAGGAGCAGAAGUACCAAAAAGAAAAAUUACUUCAUGAGCAAGCCCGACGAACAAAUGCACGUAAACAUGCUCUGGAAGUGGAAAGACAAAGAGCAGCCAAAGUUGCAAGCUUGCCACGUCCUCCACCACAUCCGCUUGAGAAUCUUGAAGUGAAAAAGACUCCUUCUGUGAAGCCCUAUACUGCUGACAACUUUUCUGUUACACGUUACCAUAUUUCUGAACCUUAUGUGGACAGAGAAGUGGAUGAACAGCAGCCAGAUGCUCGGUUAGCUGCUGAAGAAGAAGGGAAACGUUUGGAGGUACUACACAGAGAAGCAGAGAAGGAGAGAAGAGAGCAACUUGAAAAGGCACAUCUCAGAGGAAGUCAUGCGUUGAAGAAGGUCCAUUUGGCUCAGGACAGGGAAAAGCUACUGAAAGAACUGGAGCAAAUGCAGAGCGUGGAUCGGAUGCGCAGGCGACAGGCUGUAGCGCAGAUGCCGCCUCAGCUUUUUGUGCCCACAUACAAACGCAUGGAGAGAAAAGAGGAGUGGCAGAGAGAGCUGGAGUUUGCAUUUGAAGAUAUGUAUAGUGAAUACAGGAAAAUGAAAGGAGACCUGAUUUUACAGUUUGAACCACAACCUUUACCAGUGUCUUCUGAUAGAUCUCAAGAUAAUGAUCUCGAUAUCUCUUUGGAGCAAGAAUCUGCUUGUGGCACUCAACCAGAAUCUGCUUGUGAUACUGAGAAAGAAUCAGGACAGAUGAUAGAAGAGGAAGUCCCCAAUGAGUCAGAAAAUCAUGAAGAAGCAAAAGCUCACCAGCCUCAGUCAAAACUUGCCUUAAAGAAAUUGCUGAACAAAAUUAGGAGCCAAAAAGAGGAGUGGACAUCAAAAAGUGAGAAAGAUGUUCAAAGUGAAAUGGAGACUAUUGAAUCAGGCACAAUUGCUAGUGAAGAGAGGCCAUUAUGUGACUUAGAACUUAACCAUGAGCCACAGAAAGAUACAGUAUGUGAAGCCAAAGACUCUGUGAAGAUGUUGGAAAAUGCAGUUGCAGCUGAAAAUUCAGUUCUAAUCCACCCUCAAGAACAAGCAGCUAAAAUCAGAAGGGAUGUAGAGAGACAAAAGUGGAAUGAGCAAAUAGAGCAACAGAAACAGGAACAGCUGGCCCUACUUAAACAAAUUGAAGAAGAGAGAGCACGUUUGGAGGCAGAAUUUCUCAAGAUCCAAAUGCAAACUUGUUUGGAUGAGGCAAGGAAAAAACAAGAGGAAGAGCAAGGUCAGCUAGUACAAAGCCACUGUGUUCCUUCUACAGAUCUGCAGAACGAAGUGGAACAUGAGACUGGAAAUAGUGGUGUAUCAGAAGCCAGGAGCCCUAGAGAACACAGCCAUUUACAGAUGAUUCAUAAUUACCAACAACGCCUUCUACAGCAAAGCAGGCUGCACAAACAAACCGUUGAAGAGGCGAGAAAGCAUCUACGAGAGUAUCAGAAUAAAUUGAGGCGAAGGCACUUGUCUGCUUCUGCAGCACCUCUGAGCUUUGUGGAGACAAAAUCAACUGGCGUAAAACCCGUCUCAGAACCGCUUCUACAGAGGCAAGGGGUGCAGCCAACACAAUACCAGUCAUCUGAAGGAGUUCAUGCACAGGAAUGUGCACAGUUGCCACAGGUGUUUUCAGGACCGUUGCAUAUGUUGGGAAAACCAUCUUUACAGAAGCAUGAAGAGCAAAUGCACAACGCUUGUCCUGGCAGAUGUGUGCAGUCUGUAGAAGCAUCAAAGUUGAAGCAUGGAGAAUUUUGCUUGCUGUGUGGCUGUCCUUCACGGGAACAGGAGGGAAUGUUGGAAAACUCCAAUAAUCACGUCAGAGAGCCAUCUCAGUUCCAGUUCCCAUCAGGGUUAGUCAUGAAGGCUGUCACUAGAGUAACAACAGAACCAGAAGCACGUGUACAGCACGUUAGGUUUGUUUUACCUGCAGGCAUUUCCUCUGAGCCUUCAGAAACAGUGCACUUCAAAGACUUAUCUUGGAAGAUGUCUAACCAUCAAACAGAGACAGAAGCUGGAGAAGAGCCUCCUCUUGAGACACCACUCAUGCCAGCAACAAGGGGAUCUUGUGGAUCUUGUGUAGUUCAGGCAGCCUCAGUUGAUUCUUUGACAUGUCAGCAGGGAUCUACAGAGAGCACCACCAAAACAAGCCCUCAUCAUCCCCAUAAUCUUUCUGAACCUAUGACUUUAUCUCAGGAAGAACAUAAAGCCCAGGGUGUUGCGGAAUUGUUGAUGUCAAAAACAGGAGAUGCAUCUUUCUUAAAUUAUUCUAGCAUACAGAAUUUAAGGGACAGAGUAGUGGCCUCAACAGAAAGCAUCCAAGCUCAGCAAAAGUAUUUGAAAGAAUUGCAAGAGCAGAUAGAUGCACGAAGAGAAGCUCUUCUUUCUAGACAGAGAAUACAAGAACAGCUACUUUUACAGAAGCAAGAAAAAUUGAAAGAACAGAUGCAGAGACAGCAAGAGGCUUUGAAAGAAGUUCUGAACAAGCAGGUAAGACAUAUCAGCACAGAUGAGGAAAUGACAGAGGCACAAAUGCCUGACUGGAUUAAUAGAACUGAGUUUUUCCAAGUCUCAGGAAAUUGCCAGCAGGAUAAUUGUGGCUGGAGUAAAUUUCACAGAAGUCAAGUAUGUUCACAGAGCAUCGUUACAGCCGAACACACUGAACAGUCUGAGAACACUUUAUGUAGAGAGCAGAAAUGGAGGCCUUCCAGACCACCUGUGGCAAAAGUCAAAUUAGGAUUUGAUUUGGAACAACAUGAACUUAGUAUCAUACCAGAGGUAGACACACCAAAGAGUAGCAACAUUUCUUUGGCAGAGAAAAGAGAUUCUAUUGGUGGAGGAUCUUCUCCCUUCUCAACCAGUCGGGUGUUUGCACCUGCGAAACGUUACAGUCAUGCUCUUGGUGCGGAAGGCAGGCUACCUUCCAGCACCACAGACUAUGAGGGGCAGACCUCUAACGGAAGUCCAAGGCAAAAUGAACAGCCAAGCAAAUUAUUACAAGAGAUGCUGAUGAUGACUGCUGAGAAUUCAUAUGGUACAGCCCAGUCCCAGGAUUCUCAAGUGGCUCAAGAUUCCCCCGGUGUUGCUGCUGGAGUUUCAGCACGUUCUGCACCAUCGUUGCGGCUCGAUAAGACGGAAGGACUUCCUAAAGUAAACUUGGAUCCAGAGGGUUUCAUACAAGGAGGCCCCUGUGAUGUAUCUCCAACAAUUUCCACUGGAAGUUUUUUGACUAGUCAAACAUUGGAUGUAAGCCCUGUUGAUACUGGAAUGUCUUCUGAUAGCAUGGAAGAUGGAAUGCUGAGGGAAACAGCAAGCUGCCCUCUGAACUCCUGGCUGCCUUUUACCUUGCAGCAGAGGCAAGAGAAUUUGUCUGGAGUAUCUGAAACUCAAUUGCCUGAAGGAAGGAUGUACUUUCAUAAAUCAAGUCAGAUACAGCAGAUCCUGGGGAAAUGUCCUGGAGACUUGAACUCUCACUCAGAGGGCAAUACACAUUUCCAAGCUCUAGCAGCUGAACUUGAUUUUCCAGAAAAGGAGAGACCUGUUCUGAACUUCCAUCACCAGCUCUUUCAGCCUUUGGAACCGAGUCUUGACUCUGAUGCUUCAUCAUCCUGUUCCCUACAGGACAUCAGAGAAUUUAGCAAGACUUCAAAAUUUUCAACAAGAAGUCAAGACACAUCAGCAUUUCUAGAAGUGGGAAACUCCAGGUUGAAUAUACAAAGCAGCAGUCUGGCUUCUAGUCUCAAAACAAAUGGGAAGAACAAUAUUACAUCAGAAGAGUCAGUGAAAGACACCACCGUAGGAUCUGAAGAAUCUUUUCACUCACUGCAAUUCGAAUCACUGAGUGAUCACGAUCAGAAGGCUGCUCAACCAGUAGACCUUAAUGCUACAUUACAGAGCCCUCUUCAGCAACCCCCUGGAGUUAAAAACUGGAGCAAUGAAAACUGUAAUUCAGUUGCCAGAGAAUAUGAAGAACUGGCAAGAAAUAUGGAAUGUAUUAAUCUCCAGUGUGCAGUGGAAGAGCUGCGAAAUGAAAGUGUGAAUCCACCGGAAGAGCAAAAGUCAUUUUAUCAGCUAAAUACCACUCCAGUUACAGUGGAUGAAACUUUUCCCCAGCACUUAUUAAAAGAGACUCUGUCUUCUGAAGAAUCACCUGUGGAGGCACUUGAUAAGAAGUAUGUGAAGCUUCCUGAAAAAUCAGUUCAUGUCCAUGAAGUAAAUAAAGCUGUGGAGCUGGAUUCUCAGUGCAAUACAGAUAUAAAGGAGGCACAUCAAGGCUUUCUAGAAGUACAGGAAUCUUUGAGGGUUCCCAGAGAAGGCAGCUUGAAAGGCUCAGACACCCAUUCACAGGCUGUCAUACAACAGGAUGGUUCUUCCCUGGAAAGAUGUGAAAGCCAUUUGAAUUCUGGGCCCAGAAGCCUGUCCCGUGUUCCAGUCUGGGAGGCAGAGUUAGGGCAUGGUAUUAUGGAAGAGCCUGAACUCACUCUGAUCAGCUCAAGUGACAUCAGCAUUGCAGAAUCAGACAUUGAACAUUCUGACAGAGACAAAAUCAAAGAUGAUAAAAUCCAUAACCCAGAGUGUGUGGAUCAGUCUGAAUUCAAUGUUUUUACUGAGGGGAGAGAAUUUUUACCGCUGGCUCCAGAAGCAGAUUACUCAGCAUUGGUAAGAUCUAACAGUUCUCCCAAAGGCCAGAGUCCCCAUGACAGCCACUUCCCAUCACAUCAGACUGCAGUGAUGCUGCUGGAGUUUGCAGCUACACCCAGAAGUUUGCAAGACUCUUUUUUAAAAAGGAAGAAGAACUUCAUCCAGAAGUCUCUGAAAAGAGUAGAAGAGAUAAAAAAUAGAGAAAAGGAAAAGCCAGAAGCCAGACAGUUUCAAAGAGGGAAGUCUGAGAAGCUGAGCAAGCAGGAGUCAUGCCUUCUCUCUGGAAAAAAAGGUGCAGUUGCCAAUCAGCUGAAGAAAGUAGGAGAAGUGAAAGUGUCUUCACCAGAGGACAGAAGCUCUGCAGCAAUGGAGAAACAACAGCAUACUUUAAGACUUUAUCAUCAACUCAAAGAAGUGAAAAUGAGAAAGGAAGAAAAAACAAGUCAAGAAACUUAUGCUAAAAACAAAGAGAAGGCUCAAGAGUUCCAAAAGAAAAUGCUGGAAAAACUCCGAGCCAAGAAGACAAGGAAAGCACCAUGACUGGCAGAAGCCUUUGAGGAAGGAACACUCCUGUGUGGGUGCAGUCCCAGACAGUGCUGCACAGUGCAGGUGUCAAAGUUUGGAGCCCUGGGAGAGCCUCAGCUUUAAGCUGUAGGAAAAGUGAAACUAAACAGAGUUGUGGGUGCAGUACUCCCAUUUUCUGUGGAGACCAUGGCAGAAGCAGAUCAACCACUGCUUUAAGCAGGGCUUGUCUCCAAGGGAGCAGGCUGGUGUGGGGAAAAGCUGCUUUACCUGCACUGGUGUUGUCUCAAGGGGCAUCAUACUGACUCAUUCCAUACAUGUAUAAGUUUCCAAUAAAGGUGGGUUUUAAGACUA
Molecule: messenger RNA, 6073 nt
Organism: Colius striatus (speckled mousebird)
Lineage: Eukaryota; Metazoa; Chordata; Aves; Coliiformes; Coliidae
Gene: CEP295
Product: centrosomal protein 295
Exons: 31
Coding region: 155-5737 (1860 amino acids)
Biological process (GO): regulation of centriole replication
Cellular component (GO): cytosol; centrosome; centriole
Source: RefSeq, a predicted model, not a curated record